AUGGGUGGGUCUGGAAGCCUCACAAUUAGCACCUGCCUAGUGUCCCUGCUGCUCACUGUCUGGAUUUCUUCCCUCGAUUCCCUUACCCUCGAACCUCCUCGACCACCCACACAGCCUCCAAUAUUCGACGGGGAGCCAUUCAUUGUCUCCUGGAACAUCCCCAACCUCACCUGCAACAGAUACAACAUCACCCUCAACACCUCCCCUUACCGCGGGGUGAGCAACCCUGCCAAGGUGCCCGGCCAGUUCCUCUCCCUCUUCUACAUCGACCGCCUGGGCCUCUACCCGUACGUGGACCAGGGCACCAAGCACCAGUUCCACGGCGGCGUCCCCCAGCGGGGCAACCUCCGUGAGAGCCUGGCCAAGGCCCACGGUGACAUCCACCAUUACAUCCCCUCCCGGAGCAGCCAGGGCCUGGCCGUCAUCGACUGGGAGGAGUGGCGGCCCCUGUGGGAGCGCAACUGGGGCUCCAAGCAGAUCUACCAGUCGCUGUCGGUGACUUACGCCCGGCGUAGGAACCCCGCUCUGCCCCUCAGGAGGGCUAUGGCGCAGGCCAAGCAGCGCUUCCAGUCGGCCGCCAAGAGCUACAUGCUGGAGACCCUGUCGCUGGGCACCAGGCUACGGCCCAACUACCAGUGGGGGUUCUACCUCUUCCCCAACUGCUACAACUACGGCUGGGACGAGUGGCGGUACACGGGCGAGUGCCCCCGGGAGGUGCGGAGGCAGAACAACCAGCUCAUGUGGCUGUGGGAGGCCAGCACGGCCCUGUAUCCCUCCAUCUACCUUCAGGCCUUGCUAGGAGACAGCCACAGGGCAGCGUUGAUGGCAAGGCAUCGGCUCCAUGAGGCACUGCGGGUGGCGGCACUGCCUAGGAGAAGGAGACAUACAGUACCCAUAUAUGCGUACGCACGGCUGGUGUUUGUGGAUCGGACCAAGACACUGCUUAGCCUGAGGGACCUGAUCCACACCAUUGGAGAGAGUGCUGCCAUGGGGGCCUCCGGUGCUGUACUGUGGGGCUCCAGUGGCGACUACGAUGACAAGGCUUCCUGUGAGGCCUUAUCUGCAUAUCUAGAUGACACUAUCAACCCCUAUGUGGUGAACGUAACAGUCGCUGCCAAGCUGUGCGCUGACUUCCUGUGCAAGGGGAAGGGGCGCUGCGUAAGGAGGAACUUCAACUCCGACACGUACCUGCACCUUAGCGCUGACAGCUUCACCAUCAAGAGGUCGGAGGUCACGGCGGAGUUCACAGUCGACGGGCAGCCCAGCCUCCAGGACCUGAUGGAGUUUGCAAAAGGGUUCACAUGUCAGUGCUACGCAGGGAUGAACUGUGACACUAAAAUCCCAAGGCCGACAUCGAGACCCACUCAUAAAAGAACUACUUCUACUACUACUAUUACGACUAGUACUACUACAAUGACUACUACUACCACAGCUGCUACUACUUUUGCUACAACUACUGAUACAAUCACCAGCAUUCCAAGCACCUCCGUAAGCCAUGUCACAAGCCUGACCCCGAGUCCAACCUCGGAUGACCCCCUAAGUGAAGUCUACACUGUCGAAUCCACACAAUGGACAACAGACACUCUGUCCCCCCAGUCACAGACUGAGGAUCUUUCCUCUUUCAGCACUACGGCAUCUGACAUCUACGACAUCUAUGUAUGA
Molecule: messenger RNA, 1662 nt
Organism: Engraulis encrasicolus (European anchovy)
Lineage: Eukaryota; Metazoa; Chordata; Actinopteri; Clupeiformes; Engraulidae
Product: hyaluronidase-1-like
Exons: 5
Coding region: 1-1662 (553 amino acids)
Biological process (GO): hyaluronan catabolic process; carbohydrate metabolic process
Cellular component (GO): acrosomal vesicle
Molecular function (GO): hyalurononglucosaminidase activity
Source: RefSeq, a predicted model, not a curated record